AUUAACGGAAAUUGAGCAGAGUCUUCUCUUUCUCUUCCACUCAACUCUGAGUGGUCACCAAAAAAAUAAGUAGAAUCUCAAAAAUCCAAUUUCUUAAUUAGGGUUUAAAGAAUCAUCAAUCAAGAAAUAACGAGUUGGGUUUUAAUGGAGGAUUCUACAAGAACCGGGUCACAUGAUAUUACUAUGGCUUCAAGAAAAGCUGAAGAAACAGCUUGGAGGCGAUUCCAAGCUGUGCAAUGGCUUGAAAGCCUUAUUGGUCCACUUGGAUUACUGAACCAGCCUUCGGAGAGAGAAUUCAUUUCUUGUCUAAGAAAUGGUAUCAUUUUAUGCAAUGCCAUUAACAAAAUUCAUCCAGGAGCGGUGCCCAAGGUUGUGGAGAGUCAAUCAACGUUACAAUUACUCAACCGGGAAACACAACCACUGCCUGCCUAUCAGUAUUUUGAGAAUGUUCGGAACUUCUUGGUUGCUGUAGAAGAGCUAAAGCUGCCCGCAUUUGAAGCUUCUGAUCUUGAAAGGGACUCGUUGGAAGCAGGGUCAGCAGCCAAGGUUGUUGAUUGCAUUUUGGCUCUUAAAUCUUAUCACGAGUCUAAACAGCAAAGUAGCGUGGCCGUGAAUGGAUUUCAUAGACAUGUAAAAUCUCCUUUAGUUAUGCAUUCUGCCAAUAGGAUGCAUUCAAAAGCUUCAGCUGCAAUCUCAGCAGAUUCUUGUAGACGCUUGGAUAUGGCAACCACAUGUGAAAGACAGCCACCAAUCGAGGGUGACAAUAAAAAAAAUGAAGAGGCCUUGGUCGAAUCUAUUGUCAAGCUAUUUGUAGAGUCUAUGGAUGGCACAAAGGAAAACAUUGAUGAAAACUUUCUUGCUUCCUUUCAUAAUGGAGAGGAUCCUAUCAAGCUAUUCAGCAAGAUCAUGUCAGGUUAUUUGGGUGAACAACUUCAAAGGAAGUUGCCAGAGUUUCAUUCAGUGUUAAAAGAUGUAUUGAAAGAACGGAGUAUCUCCCCACUCCAUUCAACAACUGAGCCUCUAGGGGAUUUAUCAACAUUACAAAACACUAAGUGCUGCAAAGCUUGUUCGAGAAAGGGUACUUGUCAUCAUAGGGAAGUAUUUCAAAUACAAGAAAAAGAACUUACGGAUCUCAAAGCCUUGUUGUUAAGAACUAAGGUGGAGUUUGAAGAGCUACAAUUCCAGUUGCAAAGAGAUUUGAAGUUCUUGGGUACUGAAGUACAAGAGCUGUCUACAGCUGCUCGUGGAUAUCAAAAGGUGGUUAAAGAGAAUAGAACUUUAUACAACAUGGUUCAGGAUUUGAAAGGUAACAUUCGAGUUUACUGUAGAAUUAGGCCCUCCUUCAAUGCUGAAGCAACAAGUGUAAUAGAUUUUAUAGGAGAGGAUGGUUCACUAGUGCUGCUAGAUCCAUCAAAACCUGGGAAAGAUGGAAGAAGAGUUUUUAACUUCAACAGGGUAUUUGGCCCCAUUGCUAGCCAAGAUGAAAUUUACAAGGACACUCAACCGCUAAUCAGAUCUGUGAUGGACGGUUAUAAUGUAUGCAUUUUUGCAUACGGCCAAACUGGAUCUGGAAAAACAUAUACUAUGAGUGGUCCCUCAGGUGGCUCAACUACUGACGUGGGGAUCAAUUAUCUAGCGCUUAAUGAUCUCUUCAAGACCUCUAGCAGGAGAAAAGAUAUCAUAAGUUAUGAAAUCUUUGUUCAAAUGGUUGAAAUAUAUAAUGAGCAAGUUCGAGACCUGCUUGCAGAGGAUUCAUCAACCACUAAAUUAGAGAUUCGCAGCUGCACCACUGAUAAUGGCCUAAGUCUUCCAGAUGCUACAAUGCGGUCUGUUAAGUCUACUGCUGAUGUUUACAACCUCAUCAAGCAUGGUGAGGUCAACCGGUUUGUCAGCUCCACUGCAAUGAACACCCAAAGUAGCCGUUCACACAGUGUCCUCACAGUACACGUGCAUGGAAAAGAUACAUCUGGAGGUACUCUCCGCAGUUGCCUUCAUUUGGUAGACCUUGCAGGUAGUGAACGAGUCGACAAAUCAGAAGUUACAGGGGAUAGACUAAAGGAGGCACAGUGUAUCAACAAGUCCCUAUCUUGUUUGGGAGAUGUAAUUACAGCCUUGGCUCAGAAGAAUUCUCAUAUCCCUUACAGAAACAGCAAACUCACCCUGCUACUGCAAGACUCCUUAGGUGGGCACGCAAAAACAUUAAUGUUUGCCCAUGUGAGUCCAGAAGAAGAUUCUUUUAGCGAAACAGUUAGUACUUUAAAGUUUGCUCAAAGAGCCUCGGCUGUUGAACUUGGUGCUGCUCGCUCAAACAAGGAAAGCAGCGAAGUCAUUCAACUUAAACAGCAGGUUGAGAAUCUUAAGAAGGCAUUGGCAAACAAGGAAGCACAUAGUAGUGUACAGCUAAACAGAACAUGUGAGAAACCAAGACCAAUGAUGGAGAAAACACCUCCACGUCUUAGGAGAUUGAGCAUUGAGAAUAGUGUCACAUCAAAGAAUGAAAUGAGCACUGAAAGCAGGAAGGGAUUCAGAACCCCUUCCAUACCAAACCGCUUGAGAAGAACGAGCUUGGAAGGUCCAAGAUCUUUCAAAAAGGAUACUCCAGAGACAAAUGUGCCAGAUGAUAUUUUCAAUCCCAAUGCAUUGUUGACACAGAAAUAUGGUCAACCUCAAGAUGUUGAAGCUUCCAUGAAGUCAUUUGGAAACCUCAGCAAUGGAAGUCCCAUGGUAGAAGUAAGUCGUCCUAAGGAUCCUCGGAGUCCCAAGGCAGAAGUAAGUCGUCCAAAGGAUCCUCGGAGUCCAACUAGUGUUCAGAAGAGAUUGAAAACAGACAGUAGAACACAGAUUCCUUCCCUUCAACCACCAAAGACACCUGAAGCACAAACACGCUCCAAAAUUGAGUUCCAGAAUUUGUUGCAAAAUGAGCUUACCUUUUCUUUAGAUUACCAGACACCCAACUUGAUCACUAGCACAAAUGGAAAAGGAUCCCAGAUACGAAAAUCUUUGAGGACAACAAUUGGAAAGCUGAUUAAUGGCUCUGAGAAAAGGAGCCAACAGAUUCUGAUGGAAACUCAACUAAACACCAAAGUUGCAAGCAAUGUCAAUGAUGGGAAAUCUCCUGCUACAACUAAUGGAAAAACUUUGAGGAGGCAAUCACUUACCGGUGUUCUGAACUUGGGGGGGAAUCGAAGAUCUUCUCUUGGAGAAAAUACAGCUGACAAUAAUAAUGUCAAGGACAAUAGAAAUGCCAAGACACCUCCUCCUGUGCGCCAAUCAAAUAAGUUCGGUAAAAGAUGGGUUUAGAUGUUGUGAGAAUAAGAAUAAUGGAAGUGGGUGCUUCAACUUGAAGCAAACUCUCUUUGCUGAGAAUUGAGUUAGGACUUGGAACUAGGCAGGCUUACACCUCUUUGUCGCCCAUAAGAGUUCACUAACUGAUUUAACGAUAGUGCUUCUCUUUGUAAUUACAACAUUUUGGACAUGGAAUUCGUAGUAAUAAAAAUUUUGAGGCUCAUUUUUCUUGUA
Humulus lupulus (European hop) is the source of this 3519-nucleotide messenger RNA. Its product is annotated as kinesin-like protein KIN-14L. Gene Ontology annotation, molecular function: microtubule motor activity; microtubule binding; ATP binding. Bases 145 to 3300 code for a protein of 1051 amino acids. The record is from RefSeq and is a predicted model, not a curated record. NCBI's taxonomy places the organism in Eukaryota, Viridiplantae, Streptophyta, Magnoliopsida, Rosales, Cannabaceae. The transcript has 20 exons. Gene Ontology annotation, biological process: microtubule-based movement.